Molecule: messenger RNA, 234 nt
Organism: Necator americanus (New World hookworm)
Lineage: Eukaryota; Metazoa; Nematoda; Chromadorea; Rhabditida; Ancylostomatidae
Exons: 2
Coding region: 1-234 (77 amino acids)
Source: RefSeq, a predicted model, not a curated record
AUGCGGGAUCGUAGAGGACGUAAACUCUGGAUUGUAUGUGCUCACGCACCUACGGAAAUCGCUGAGGACAACAGUGGUCAUUUCGGAAUCGACGCAAAUGCGAAGACGGGACUCGAACAGCAAUCCGAUAUGUUAGGAAAAUGCUACUAUCCAGCGGAGCGCACGUCGGACAACGGUGACCGUCUGGUCGACUUAUGCGAACAGGCGGAAGAAGUUUGCCUUUGCAUCUGCUGA